GAGCUCGAGGCCUCCACCGAAAUCUAUAUAAGGGUGUUCGAAGUCGCCCGGAAAUCGAUCCUCUUCAUCAGCAUCAAUCACAUUCGUUGAUAAGCCUUCUUUCUCUCUCUUACAGUCCAGUCUUUCCAGACAAGCGCUCUUUUACAAGCAACUCCGAGUUUUAACUCUCGUUCAAUUCCAAACCCACCGUCACAAUGAAGUUCUCCAUCACUGCUGCUGUUCUUGCUUUCGCUGCCACCGUCGUGGCCAUGCCCGGUGGUUCUCCUUCCUCCGCCGAUAACAACGGCCCUGGCAACGCCAACGGUGCCGGCAACAAGGGCAACAGCGACGUUCGCUUCCCCGUCCCCGGCGACAUGACUGUCAAGCAGGCCGAGGACAAGUGCGGUGACCAGGCUCAGCUGUCCUGCUGCAACAAGGCCACCUACGCUGGUGACAGCACCAACGUUGACAGCGGUCUCCUCGCUGGUACCCUGUCCAACCUCAUUGGUACUGGAUCUGGCUCCGAGGGUCUUGGUCUCUUCCAGGAGUGCUCCAAGCUCCCUAUCCAGAUCCCCAUCAUCGGGAUCGCCGUCCAGGACAUCAUCAGCAAGCAGUGCCAGCAGAACAUUGCUUGCUGCCAGUCGUCUCCCUCUACCACCGACGACGACCUCAUCGGCCUUGGUCUUCCCUGCAUUGCCCUCGGCUCCCUCGUUUAAGCUGCUUUCGGGCGAGCUUAUGCUUGGGCUUGGCUACGCUUCUCAACGGAAUCGUUUGUGGUCGGACCUUGGAUUUAGUACUUGGCUUUCGGGCCCGAGAAACAUCAUGGACUGACCGUGUGCGAGAAACUUGGUGGCGUGUGGCACCUCGGAGAAAGACUGUUCUGUUUGUUUGUACUGCAUUUCGUGCAUUUGCCGGUGCUUUUGGGCGCUGGUCUCGUUGCAUAG
Messenger RNA from Aspergillus neoniger CBS 115656, 923 nucleotides. RefSeq names its product hydrophobin family protein. Lineage: Eukaryota; Fungi; Ascomycota; Eurotiomycetes; Eurotiales; Aspergillaceae. Gene Ontology annotation, cellular component: fungal-type cell wall. Gene Ontology annotation, molecular function: structural constituent of cell wall. The record is from RefSeq and is a predicted model, not a curated record. The transcript has 3 exons. The coding region runs from base 195 to 695 and encodes 166 amino acids.